This is a messenger RNA of Anarrhichthys ocellatus (wolf-eel), 3227 nucleotides long. RefSeq names its product solute carrier family 52 member 3-2a (gene slc52a3-2a). Gene Ontology annotation, cellular component: plasma membrane. Gene Ontology annotation, molecular function: riboflavin transmembrane transporter activity. Gene Ontology annotation, biological process: riboflavin transport. The record is from RefSeq and is a predicted model, not a curated record. The coding region runs from base 192 to 1538 and encodes 448 amino acids. The transcript has 4 exons. Lineage: Eukaryota; Metazoa; Chordata; Actinopteri; Perciformes; Anarhichadidae.
ACAAGACAUGUGUCAUGGUUGGCUACAUGUUCUCACACCCACUCGCCCCUGAGGAGGUCUUAAUUUCUUGGUACACACACACACACACACACACACACACAGAGUUUACUGCAAAGGACUUUGGCUUCCUUCUCUCUGCAGAAAACUCCAAACUCUCCACCGAGCAGCAUCACUAGAAACACGCCUCCAACAUGUCCCUUCUCACCCACCUGUUGGCGUGUCUGUUCGGGAUGGGCUCCUGGGUCUCCAUCAACGGGCUGUGGGUGGAGCUGCCCCUCGUCGUCCCCCACAUCCCCGAGGGUUGGUACCUGCCCUCGUACCUCUCCGUCCUCAUCCAGAUGGCCAACGUAGGGCCCCUCUUCGUCACCCUGAUGCACCGCUUCCGGCCCGGCGCCCUGAACGAAGCGGCCGUCAUAUACGCGAUCAUCGGCCUGGGCACGGCCGCGAGCUUCCUGCUGGCUUUUUUCUGGAAGGAGACCGUGGUGGUGGCGGGCGCUCCUCGCAGCGUGGCCCUGCUCGUCUUGACUUUCUUCAUCGCCACCGUUGACUGCACCUCCUCCGUCACCUUCCUCCCCUUCAUGAUGCGUCUCAAGGCUCGGUACCUGACCACGUACUACAUUGGGGAGGGCUUGAGCGGCCUGCUGCCUGCCCUGGUGGCUCUGAUCCAGGGAGUCGGAGUGGUCCACUGCAUAAACAGCACCGGGUCUUUCAACCACACCCUGAACUCUUCCGACAGCUCCGUGACCUUUGACCUGCGGGCCCAGUAUCAGCCGGCCAACUUCUCCGCCGAGGUGUUUUUCUUCUUCCUCAGCGCCAUGAUGCUGGUGUGCCUGGUGGCGUUCCUGCUGCUGAACUACCACCCGUCCGUGGCCAGGGAGCGUCCCAGCGGUCGAUACACCAACGAGGGGAAGGAGAAGUCGGAGAAGGACAGGAAGUGGGCGGAGCAGAAGCCCAUGAUGGAUCCGUACAGACCUGCGAGCCAGAAGCGCAGGAGCAGCUUCGGUACAGGCUUGUACAGCUGGACGCAGGUGUUGUACAUCUUUGUGAUCCUGGCCUGGGCCAACGCUCUGACCAACGUGGUGCUUCCCUCGGUGCAGUCCUACUCGUGCCUGCCGUACGGGAGCAACACCUAUCACUUAUCAGCCACCAUGGCUGCUGUAGCAAACCCUCUCGCCUGCUUCAUCGCCAUGUUCUUCCCCGUAAGAUCUCUGCUGCUGAUGGGCGCUCUCACGGUGACAGGAAGCGGGGUCGGAGCUUAUAUAAUGGGCAUGGCGGCGCUGAGUCCGUGUCCACUGCUGGUUCAUGGAACUUCCGGCGGCGUCGUCAUUGUGCUGGCCUGGGUCCUGUUUAUUCUCACUCUGUCCUACGUGAAGGUGAUCAUCGGGCUGAUCCUGCGCGACGAGGGCCACGGCGCCCUCGUGUGGUGCGGAGCGGUAGUGCAGCUGGGCUCCCUGCUGGGAGCCGUGACCAUGUUCCCUGUGGUCAGCGUGUACAGCCUCUUCUCAUCCGGGGACCCGUGCAACACGAAAUGCCAAUAAAGACUCGACAUCCGUGUGUGAACCGAGAUAUUCAACGGAGGGGACAAUUGAAUGUUAUGUUCUUUUUACCACCAUUUUUGUUUUGUUUUUACUUGGCAACGUCUGAAUCUGAGCAUGACAUUUGUUACAAGAAAAGCUAUAAUGUACAGACCGUGCUGCUGCAGACAGGAUGAACACUAUUUAUACUAGUAUUUGCACGUUAUGAAAAUACACCACUUACAAGUAAAACUCCAACAUUCAAAAACCGUACUUAAGUAAAAGUGCUCGCUGUGCAGUGAAAUGUUCCCUGUCAGUGUUUUACUAUUCUAUAUAUAUAUGAUGUGUCUGGAUUAAUAUUACUGCAGCAUUAAUGCAUAUGUUGCAUUGUAACUCCUUCAUAUCGGGCUGACUAUAGUUUAAUCUGCAGCAAUGCAUCAUAUUCUAUAAGAUCAUCACAUGUUUGGAUAGCAUCGCUGUCCUGUUUCAGAUUCAUGAAGAUGCAUUUUCCAGCUGAUUCAACACGCCUUUUUAAAUUAGUUUAAUUAGCUCAAGAAGUAGGAAAACAUUUUCAACACAUAAAGAAAUACUUCACCCUUUCUGUUUAUCACUAACAUUGAAAAUCCCCAAAUUUGGAUAUCAUGUUUUUUUUCCUGGACAGUAGGACAUGUAGUGGAGUAAACAGUAUACUAUGUUCGCCCCAGUGGAGGAGAAGUACAUGACAUCAAAUGGUAAAACUCAAGAAAAGUACAAGUAUGUUGAAUUUGUAUUUAAGUAGGCUAGUGCUUGAGUACAUGUACUUAUUUAUAAUCCACCACUGUAUGAAGCUACCCUGGCAGCUGUAUGUGUGGUCAUGCUAUAUAGCCAGAACUAUAAUUAUUUGGGAUAAAGCAACUUUUUGCCUUGAUCCCUUGAUCCCUUAAAAAAACUUUUUAUCAGCCAGGAGCAAAAGUCCAUUGAAUUGGCAAAUAAGUAGUAAUAUAAUAAUUCUGCAAUCACAAUAUUUUAUUUACAAGUGGCAUAAUCAUAUUGUUUAUUGCAUGGUAUAAUGUCAUACUAUGCAAUAAACAAUAUGAUGUAAUGAUUACACUAUAAAUAUAUAAUCCCAACAUUACUGAAAGAACACAACGUACUUCUUUAUAUGUCGACCUGACUGGGACAACUUACAGUGGUCCGAACCCUGAAAACAGCCUCCAGACUAAAGGGACACAACGGGAUAAAGACACGGCUUGUCCACGUUUGUGGCCACAGGACAAAGUCUGGUGACAUGGCUGUACAGCUCAACCUAAAACCAUCAAACAAUAUUUUUUCUGGUUGUAAAAUCUAUAGUUUUCUAAAAAAUAUCCUAAAAGAUAAAGUCUUCUGUAAAAAAUGAUGUCCUCUUAAUUUACAUAUUAUUUUAAUAUGAUCAUAUCAUUUCCAUUAUUCAUUCUUUGAUUUUCAUUUUGAAAGAAACCGGCAAAAAUGAUGAAUCAUUUGGUCAUCAACCUGCCGUGGCUCCUUAUUAAACCAAUGGUAUAAUUUCUCCAUCAAAGCAUUAUUGUUUUGGCUAAACGUCCAUCAAGCAUUUCAAAUCUAGAUUACCAGAUUUCUACAAUCAGAUGAUGUGAGAAUACACUUGUGUACACAAGUGUACACUUGCGCUACGCUUCCGGUUUGAAAGUGAAGCCAAUGCAGAAGUGUCUUAAACUGGCUCUUUCUAAAAGCCAGCAG